GUGGUAGCGGGAUCGGUGCGGCACUGUGCCGGCGCUUCGCCGAACUUGGCGCGAAGCGCGUCGUCGUCGCCGACUUGAGCGAGGAGUCGGCGCGUGCAGUUUCCUCGUCCUUCAAUGGCAUUCCGGUGCGCUGCAAUGUGGCGCAGGAGAUGGACGUUCGGCGCUUGAUCUCGAUUGCGGAGGCCGUGGCAGGCCCCAUUGACAUCUUCGUGGCGAACGCAGGUAUCCCGUCGAACGGCGGCUACGAG
Symbiodinium sp. CCMP2456 is the source of this 248-nucleotide messenger RNA. NCBI's taxonomy places the organism in Eukaryota, Dinophyceae, Suessiales, Symbiodiniaceae. The record is from the annotation of a GenBank genome assembly.